Molecule: messenger RNA, 2385 nt
Organism: Branchiostoma floridae (Florida lancelet)
Lineage: Eukaryota; Metazoa; Chordata; Leptocardii; Amphioxiformes; Branchiostomatidae
Product: cilia- and flagella-associated protein 206-like
Exons: 16
Coding region: 109-1989 (626 amino acids)
Biological process (GO): regulation of cilium beat frequency
Cellular component (GO): axoneme; ciliary basal body
Source: RefSeq, a predicted model, not a curated record
UGGACCAAUCAGGGCCUUGCAAAUCAGUUUCCAUGUCCGCCGCAUAAACACCCGGUGGUUACGGCGUUUUUACGAGAGAUUCUCCAAUUUUAGAUAAGAGGAGACACCAUGUCUCGAGCACAGGCAGAGAGUGUCAUUAAGAACAUCAUCCGAGAGAUAGCCCAGGAGUGCGCCAGUAAGGGACAGGCAGUCUCGGAGACGUUGGUGGCUUUUAUGGUGAAAGCAGUGGUUUUGGACCCAAACAAUGAAUUCAAUGUAGACAGAACUUUAACCAAGGAUGAUGUGCAGAAGCUUAUCAAGAUCUGUGUGGAACGACUACUGGACACCCGUUCCCCUGCACUGGACACAGUCAAGAUGCAGGUGUACUUUGACAUGAACUACACCACCAGAGCUGAUUUCCUGGAGGAGCAUCGCAGGGUGCUGGAGCAGCGUCUGCAGCCCGUGGUGCGUGACAUCACGGACAGCCGUGCACGUACGCGGGAGGAGCUGGAGAGUCUGUACCGCAAGAUUGUGUCCGCUGUGCUGCUCCGCUCAGGCUUGGGAUCUCCAACAGAUAUCGCUGUUGUCAGAGAGGCAACAGCUGCCCUGCAGAGUGUGUUCCCCCAGACAGAGCUGGGUACGUUCAUGUCGCUGGUGAAGAGAGACAAGGAGCGCCAGCUGAAGGAGCUGACUCUUAUCGUUACCGGGAUCCGGCUCUUCAACAAGGAGUGUGGCAAGGGCGGAGAGGGCAUCGAUGAUUUGCCUGCCAUCCUGAAUGAAGCCGUCCCAGCGACCACACAGAAUGUGGAUGCAGAGAUCCAGAUCACCACACGGAUGGCUCACAAAUACACGGCUCUGAUAGAGAAGAUGCAGGCUGACCCCACCCUGGAGGGCCCCUCCCUACAGCUGCUGAAGGAGUCUCUCAUCAACAGUCGGCAGCACGAGGCCUUCCUCAGGAUUCUACUGAAUGAUGUGAUUGGCUGUGCCCAGCAAGUGGAACUUCUGGAGUCCCAGCUGGCUACCCGGAUGGAACAGUUGAAGGACACAGUGCGCUCCAAGACUGCUGUCCCCACCUCUCAUGUCUAUCCCCAGUUCAUCGCGCUGGCCCACCUGUGGAGCGGCUUCCAGGACGAGAUGGUCCUACUGAGCGUGCUCAGUAACAUCCUGGCCAGCCUGGAGCCCUUCACCAAGACUCACCGCGAGAUGUUCACAGAGGAGGUCCUGGCGCCCUUCCUGGGAGACGUGGAGGUCAGAGGUGACGAGCAGAGGAUCCGAGAGACCACUGGUAUGGAGUUCAGAGUGGACCCGUCUGAGUUCAGAAUCAGGGAGGGUAUCGAGUUCCUCUUCCCAGAGACAACCAAGAACUUUGAGAAGCUGCCACUCCAGUAUAGGGGGUACUGUGGUUUCACGCUGGUUGCCAACGACCGUCUGCUGUUGCCAGGCAACCCGGAGAUCGGUGUUCUUCACUAUCGCGAGAACUACUACGUCUUCACCUCCAAACAGGCUGCUCUGGAGUUUGCCAAGGAUCCUGACAUUUUUAUCCUACAGGUGGCAGAGUGUGCCAAGAAGUCCCCAGAGUUGAUCCAACUACUGGAACUCCACCAACAGUUUGCCACCAUCACUCCUUAUGCACAGGGAGACCAGGGCAGAAUGAUUGAGAAGCCGGUAACGAAGUGUGACAGCGGCACACAGACGGACACGCACUUCAUGGAGUCCAACAUCGUCAAGUCGUACGAGUGGAACGAGUGGGAGCUACGCAGGAAGGCCAUCAAACUGGCUAACCUGCGGAAGAAGGUGACCCACUCCCAGCAGACCAACCUGAGCAACAUGAGAAGAGACAACGUCACUCAAGUCUACCUGCCCAAGGACCAAGGCUCCCAGACCAAGACAGAGGACGGCACCAACGUGCCCAAACCACAGGUGUACCUGGCCGGCCUGCGAGGGGGCGGAGUCAAGCCCACAGAAAUGGUCAAGGUCGACCUCACCAGGGACGUGGAUGAGGACAUGUAAAGGUCAAAGUCAAAUGACUAGAAAAACAAGCUUCUUAAUUAAUCACCUUGUGGAUCAACUGUCUGUUAUGACGGAAUCAUCUGUUGUUCAUUACAAUCAGUCAGUUAUAGUCGGAACUUUGUGAAGCUAGCAUAACACAGCUUGGAUGUCUCUUUAUGGAAACAAAUCUACACAAAUAUAUGUAUACAGUGGUGUAUAUUUACUGUGGGAUUCAAUCAGAUUAUAUGGCAAAAAGAGUCAUCGUCAUGUGCCUGUGAGUUUUAUGAUCUGUAGAUAUUAUAAAGUGUGUGAUAUGCAAAUGUUAUUUUCUAUGGUCUGCUGUGCUCUUAAUGAUUAGUGGUACAUAGUUUGUCCAAUAGUAAAACGUUGUACAAAUAAAAGAACAAAGUACUGUGA